Molecule: messenger RNA, 639 nt
Organism: Aspergillus tanneri
Lineage: Eukaryota; Fungi; Ascomycota; Eurotiomycetes; Eurotiales; Aspergillaceae
Exons: 4
Coding region: 1-639 (212 amino acids)
Source: RefSeq, a predicted model, not a curated record
AUGGCACUAUUCGUACCAUACCACAACCCAGCCGGCCAAUUGACCAUUGUCAAACUUGGCGUCCUUACAACCGAAUUCCUAGAGCCCCCUCCAGGACGAUGCUUUCUCUUCCGCCGAACAUACCGACACACCGUUGAAAGACCCGUUCCAGAAAAGCUGCGCAACCUCAUCAACAGACCUGACAGACCGAAAGGGCCACCGCCGCACUUGCAUCAGUUCCAACCCGACUAUUUCCGCGAAGAAAGUGGAGUCCUUAGAAUCGAAGUGAACAGGGUUAUCCGACGAAUUAUGCCGGGAGACGGCGAAAUCUCCGUCAAGGCAGGCAGUAUUUAUCGUUUUUUCAUUUAUCCCGACUCACUUGAGAGCAUGACCGUUUAUCUUAGCGCGUCAAGUUCGGGAAAUGACUAUCAGCUCGACCUGAUAUUUUCGAGAACUGACUGGAUCCAGUUUCUCGCGAUACAAGAUGAGGGUGACGCCUACACCCCAACCCCAGCAUGGGGUUCCAUUCCGACAUCAAGUUGGCUACAGGACCUGCGUGAUUAUAGGACGGCGGAUCCGGAGCCUGCUGGGGUCAAGCCCUUCUUGAUCUGUGUACUCACGGGCAGCAACAGGCAGCCGAAUUCGCCUUCUGAAUCAUGA